Ambispora gerdemannii is the source of this 2586-nucleotide messenger RNA. The record is from the annotation of a GenBank genome assembly. NCBI's taxonomy places the organism in Eukaryota, Fungi, Glomeromycota, Glomeromycetes, Archaeosporales, Ambisporaceae.
AUGGCAACAUUUGCUACCGACAAAGAUUUGAGUAUACAUGUUCAAAAAGAUGUUCAAUUAGGAGUUGAUAAUUUUUUCGCGACUACACGAACUCAAGAUAAAGUUGGGCAGAAUGGACUUCCGUUGACGCCUGCUACUACUGAAAUUACACUUUUGCAUCCUGAUUUAUGUGAUUAUGUUGAAAUUGUCAAAGGAAAACAUGAUCGAUUAUUUGUGAUAUUUGAAUAUCAUAAUGAUAAUUUCGGAAAAUUGUAUAGUCAAUCUGAAGAUGAAAACACGCAUAUUUUAAGUGUAAGCAUUGAUGAAAUACGAAAAUGGGCAUUUCAAAUUCUGAACGCAUUAAGUUACUUGAAUGAUAAUAAUAUCAUACAUCAUAAUUUGGCACCACAUAAUAUAUUGAAUGUGAAAUUAGCAGAUUAUGGAUUUUUUUAUAUGACUGGUGAAGGUGCGGACGUUGAUUUUCCUAUUGGCUAUCCUCAUUAUUUACCUCCCGAAGCGAUUUAUAAAUCAGAAUCACCUUAUAGCAGUGGAAAGAUUGAUGUAUGGUCAAUAGGAGUAAUAUUUGCCGAACUGUUUACAAGCUCUUUAUUUUGGGAAGGAAACGACAAAGAUAUUGAGAAAAUAUUCACAUCACUAUGGAAACUGCAAUUACUUGGGAAAAACCAAGAGGAUGAAGAAGUAUGGGAUAGUUCCUCGGUGUGUCAACUUGGAAUCAACGAGGCAAUAGUGAAAUUUCUUCAGGGCACCUCUUCGGAAGAAGAGGAUCCACAAUAUGUGGAAUUUCGACAAUUUAUUCGGGCAUGUUUGGAGUCUCAAUUACUAGACAUUGACGAAGACAAUAAUCCAGUAAUAACAACAGCAAAUAAUAAUCAUGACAAUAAAAUGACUACAAAGGAAAAUGACGUUCUCUAUGGAAUCCCUUUAUCACAAAUAUACUAUUUUUGGAAAUUAGCAGGCGGUGACGUAGAGUCCGAACUAGCAAAAAGAGGACUAUUACUCAGCACGCCUCCAAUUGAACGAAUACCAAGAACCGUCAAAGUAUUCGACGGAAAAGAAGAAGGCACAUCAAAGGACACUGCUUUUCUCUUCUCGGAUACAAUUUAUACGCUGUCGCUAAAAGAAUUACGACAACGAUUGGAAGUGGCGACUGGACCAAAUAGAGAGCCGUUUGAAUGGGACACUGAUUAUUUUCUGGUGGUUGAUACUGAUGAUAUGAAUUUCUUGCGUGUUUCGCUGUUCAGCGAGUUACUACGAGAAUAUCCCACAUCACGUGACGAGAUUAUACAUCAUGCAAAAGUUGAUAUUCCACCGUUUCUACGCGGGAAAAUAUGGGCUGCUAUACUGGGAGUGAUGGGCGAUUAUCAGACAGUAUAUGAUGCUUAUGAUAAAGAGGCUGAGCAGGAAAAUGCAACGGAUCGUCAGAUUGAUGUUGAUGUACCACGAUGUCAUCAAUACCAUCAACUAUUAUCCUCUCCCGUAGGUCACGAGAAACUAAGAAGACUCUUGAAAUGUUUUGUCACGGCAAAUAGUAAAUUAUUAGUUUAUUGGCAAGGUCUUGAUUCAUUAUGUGCACCAUUUCUUACGCUAAACUUUAACGACGAAGCAUUAACGUUCAAUUGCCUACAAACAUUCAUCCCGAAAUUUCUCAAAGAUGUGUUUUUGUUUGACAAUUCAGCUGUCAUACAGGAAUAUCUUGCUGUGUUUCGGCAUCUCUUGUCAUUUCAUGAUCCGGAACUGUCAAGUCAUCUAAAUAAAAUUGGUUAUUUACCUGAUUUGUAUGCUAUUCCGUGGUUUCUGACGUUAUUUACGCACGUAUUUCCGCUAGACAAAACAUACCACCUUUGGGACAAGCUACUCGUUGGCCCCUCUUCACUUCCUCUAUUCGCUGGUAUCUCAAUACUGCGGCAACUUCGUGACGUGCUCCUCAAGUCGGAAUUCAACGAAUGUCUCACGGUAUUCUCGGAAUCGUUUCCCGAGGUUGAUAUUGAAAAGUGUAUUCAGUCCGCGUUGUCGAUGUGUAAAGUUACGCCGCCGUCAGUUAUUUUUCGAGUGCAUGAUCCGAAUUCGCAGCCGCAUCAUCAGUCGAAAGAUGAGGAAUUUCAAGUUGCUGAUCAUCCUAAUCAACGAUGGUGGGAACAACCGAUUCCCGUAGAAGUAAAAAAAUCUGAACUUGCUCCACGAAUAUCGCUUAAAGAUUUGGUGAAAUUAAAGAAUUACGUGUUAGUUAUCGACACACGUGGAGAGGAAGAAUUCAACCGUGGUCACUUCCCACUAAGUUUCAACGUGAACCCUGCUCACCUAGACUACGUUGCACAGACACUACGACAACAAAAGAAAAAGUAUCACAUAGUGUUAGCCAAGCGUGGGGAUUCCGGACCACAGUUUGCCAACGACCUCGUGAACGCAUGUUUUCCACGCGUAGCCGUCCUAACCGGCGGCAUCGACGUAAUGCGCGUAGACGCAGCAGAAGGAGUCCCUGUGUGUUCGUGUCGACCAGUGAAAAACAACGUGCCUGGUUCAAAAAAUAAUAAAGAAUUCCCAAUCACGAUAUCAAAGUGUAAAAAGAAUUUAAUGAAACGGGAAUAG